AUGGACUCACGCACAUAUCCAUACCUACCCUGCACUGGGACCAAGACAGCAUCAUCCUCUCCACAUUCUUAUUCUUAUUCUCCUUCCCCUUCAUCAUCUCCCGUUGGAACUUUAUCUACCUGGGACCCCGAAACGGGGAUCUCUACACACCCAUUGAAGAUCUACAGUGAUGAGGAAGUCUUCGUUGGUCGUGAUGGGAAGAGAUGUCAAUACGCCAUAAAUAACCCCUUCAUCUCCAAUAAACAUUUAAGAAUCUACACCAUCCUUUUCGACAGGGAGAACCCCUCCGACGUCGCCCCGCUGGUGUACGCGCAGGAUCUCUCCCUGAACGGGACAUUAUGGAAUGAUAUUCCCAUGGGGAAAGGGAAUGGUAGUUUCCUCUUGAGUGAUGGGGACACGCUGAGGUUAUCGCCGGGGAUUAUUUUAAGGUUUCAACAAUGCCCUGAUAAUACUGGCAAUGCUACUGCUGAGGGGUGUUUUGAUGCAUUGCAGCGAGCUGAGAUGAAGAUCUUCAAGGAUCAGUACGCUAUCACACCUCGCAAGCUGGGUUCGGGUGCAUACGGGCGGGUCCAUAUGGCGAUUGACAAGGAGGGGGGCCGUCAGCUUGCAUGCAAAAUUGUCGAUCUGCGGAUGAUUAGACGGAGGAUUGAGAAAUUGGAGGAGCUGAAGCAGAAGUCGUCGAGGAUUUUCCAGAAUGCUGAUGGACAUGGAGGGCCUUCUAUUAAGAUCAGCAAAGGCGGUACCGCAAAGCUAGUUGCUGUUCGCCAGAUGGGACGAUCUGCGUCCAGGGGCAUCCGGGAGAAGCUGAAAGUGUACGACCGAGAGGCUAGGGUUUUGGAGAGGCUCUGCCAUCCAAAUAUCAUCGGCGUGGAAAAGGUGAUUAAGUCUGAAAAUACCAUUUAUCUCUUCCAAGACCUAGUGACGGCUGGAGAUCUGUUCUCUUUCAUUGAAUACAAGGGAGGGAAGGUAGGUGGGAUAGAGGCAGCAGUGAUAAUCAGACAGGUUCUCAUGGCAUUGGAUUACCUACACGAUCGGAAUAUCGUCCACCGAGACUUGAAGCCUGAUAACAUCCUCAUGACCUCGCUCGCCGACGGGUGCCGAGUCGUGUUGACAGACUUUGGCUGCGCCAGGCGGGUGAAACCUGAUAUCGAGCGAAUGUCGACAGUGAUCGGGACAUUCGAAUACAGCGCGCCAGAAGUGCUCAAGCAAAGCAGACAAGGCUACACCAAGGCUGUUGACCUCUGGUCACUGGGCUGCAUUACUGUCGUCCUCCUUACAGGAGGUUCCCCAUUUCUAGAUCCGGCAACAGGCGCGUAUUCCGACGAGUUGGCCCAGAAAUGCGAUCUCAAGAGACUCGAAGCCGACCUGGAAUGGCACAAGGCCGGAAAGCGGGCGAAGGACUUCGUUCACCGGUUACUCGUACUCGAUGAGACAAAGCGGAUGAAGGUAAAGCAGGCGCUGAGUCACUGCUGGUUCACAAACCCGAUCUACAAGAGGGAGCUGGAGGAGCUGUAUGACCGGUCGGUUAGAGACUGGAAGCCACGUCCCCACAGGGGCUCUUUGAUCGUCGAACUUGGCAAGUUCUCCGGGGUUGACCGUAGCCAGGAAGAUCCAUUCUCAGACACAGCUUCAGAUUCGUCUUUACCUGAAGAUUCGUCGAUCCAUUCCAGGGACAGGGAGGGUUGUGAUCCGUAUGACGGUUGCUCUACGACGCUCUCAGAUCCUGAGUUACCGGCAUUCCACCGUAAGGGUAAGAUGGAGGAGAAAUUUCAGCUCCCACAAGAGAGAAAGAGUCAAUUCUCACCCGUAGGGCGUCUCCCAUUCAGCUCCGAUGCAUGGAUGAAGAGGAAUGGGGCCAAUCACAGCGCGCUGGGGAAGCAUAAGGGCCAGGACGGUCCCAGCAUGAUGGCUGGCAGUGAAACAAGGAUGACUCCUACGCUGGGAAUGCCAAACAUAGAAUCGACCGACAGACGCGAGAAUCCGCCACAGUUGCUACCCAUCGAUAUGGAAAUACUCUCCACAAUAAACAGUGGCGAUCCAAGGAUGACUGGCAAGAAGAGUCGUGCAGGCAGCAAUGACCCGCAUUGUCAUGACAGUGACUUUGAGGACCAGGUGUAUGAGGAGGUGGAUAACCUGAUCACUGGAGAGCGACAACGAGUCAUCUACGGGAUGACUACACCGGCAGAGGCAAGGAUGUGGUAAAUGGCGCAAGGGAAUCAACCUGCUAAAACUGAGAGAGAG
This is a messenger RNA of Monascus purpureus, 2241 nucleotides long. NCBI's taxonomy places the organism in Eukaryota, Fungi, Ascomycota, Eurotiomycetes, Eurotiales, Aspergillaceae. The record is from the annotation of a GenBank genome assembly.